AUGAAGAGACAAACGCUUCCUCUAUUGUCAUUAGCAGGUGCAGUUGCUGCGCAGAGUGCUGCGUACGGGCAAUGCGGAGGGAACAACUGGUCGGGCGCCACCACCUGUGUGUCUGGCUAUGUCUGCACAUACCAGAAUGAGUGGUACAGCCAAUGUAUUCCGGGGACUGUCACCUCGUCCUCGACAACCCUUACCACAACAACACGAACAACAAGUACGACCAGCACCACCACAACUACUAGGACUCCAGUUCCCUCGUCGACCGACUUCCCAUCAGCAAGUGGCCUGAACUUCACCAUCGACGGGGUAACAGACUACUUUGCGGGCUCCAACUCAUACUGGAUUAGCAUGCUAACCAAUGAUGCCGACGUUGACCUUGUCCUGGACCAUAUUGCCGAUUCAGGACACAAGAUCCUGCGUAUCUGGGGCUUCAACGAUGUCAAUACUGAGCCCGGGACCGGUCAGGUAUGGUUCCAGAAGCACUCAGGGGGUGUUUCGACCAUCAACACCGGGCAGUACGGAUUGCAGCGCCUGGAUGCUGUGGUCAGCUCUGCUGAGGAACGCGGCGUCAAGCUAAUCAUCAACUUUGUUAACAACUGGGAUGACUACGGCGGUAUGACAGCGUACCUCAAUGCCUAUGGUGGCACUACAAAGACCGACUGGUACACCAACGCCAACAUCCAAGCAGCUUACCGGACUUACAUCAAGGCCGUCAUUGACCGCUUCAUCGACUCUCCGGCUAUCUUUGCCUGGGAACUGGCCAAUGAGCCUCGCUGCAAUGGCUGCGACACAUCUGUUCUGUAUGAUUGGAUCUCGGACACCAGUGCUUACAUCAAGUCCUUGGACCCGCUGCACAUGGUUACAAUUGGCGACGAGGGCUUUGGGUUGUCCACGGGCUCCGAUGGGAGUUACCCCUUUAGCUUCGGUGAGGGACUCGACUUCGCGGCCAACCUGGCCAUUGACACUAUCGACUUUGGCACCUUCCAUCUCUAUCCCGGCAGCUGGGGCGUAUCGUACGACUGGGGCAAUCUCUGGGCCAGAACCCACGGUGCAGCUUGUGCGGCGACUGGCAAGCCGUGCCUGUUCGAGGAGUAUGGCGCACCCUCCGAUCAUUGUGCGAUCGAGGUCCCCUGGCAGAAAACCGCCGUCAGCUCCACGGGGAUCGCGGGUGACUUGUUCUGGCAGUGGGGAGAUACGCUGAGUUCCGGCCAGACCCAUAAUGAUGGGAACACCAUCUACUAUGGCUCGGACGAGUACACAUGCAUGGUGACCGAGCAUAUGGAGCGCAUUGCUGCACGGUAG
Molecule: messenger RNA, 1302 nt
Organism: Aspergillus mulundensis
Lineage: Eukaryota; Fungi; Ascomycota; Eurotiomycetes; Eurotiales; Aspergillaceae
Product: putative mannan endo-1,4-beta-mannosidase F
Exons: 4
Coding region: 1-1302 (433 amino acids)
Biological process (GO): carbohydrate metabolic process
Cellular component (GO): extracellular region
Molecular function (GO): cellulose binding; hydrolase activity, hydrolyzing O-glycosyl compounds
Source: RefSeq, a predicted model, not a curated record